Moneuplotes crassus is the source of this 2934-nucleotide messenger RNA. NCBI's taxonomy places the organism in Eukaryota, Ciliophora, Spirotrichea, Euplotida, Euplotidae. The record is from the annotation of a GenBank genome assembly.
CUCAAUUAUUUUAAAUAUGCCGACCGAUUCGACAAACACUCUGAAAAAGAUUUCGCUCAAAUCCACCGCGAAGGCCUUCAAACCCUCCGCUUCCAAAGCCUCUGUUGCUGCUAAACCUACUGGGCCCCCUGUGGCUGUUCCGCCACCAGGUCCUCAUCAGAACCCACCUCCAAUCCUUCCCCAAGGAGGUAUGAUCAAUAUGCCUCCGAACUACAGAGCUCCUCCACCGGCUCCAGUCGCUGCCGGGUACCCUAGCAGACCAAACAAUGGGCCAGCCUCUUCUUUGGCGCAGUCAACUAUGACUAGGCCAACCAAGGGACUGAAUACCGCAGCCAGGGUUUUUAGUAUGAAGAAGUCAACCAGAGAGUUCAGACCAUCAGCCAAAGCGACUCCAGCAGCUCCAACAAAUACUGAAACAGCAAAGACAGAAGCAGCUCCAAAGGCUAGCACUACAACUUCCUCACUGGGAAAGCCAACACUAAGUAAGGGAAGCAGAUCUUUUAAGCCCAAGGGGCUUAGCCAGACAGUGGAUCCAACCUCUAGACCACCAAUUCCCACUCCAUCUGAGACAUCCAAGAUUCAAACUAGUGCUGUUGAGAAGAAGACACAGGAAACUCCAAAGGAAGAUCUCAAAGAAGUAGCUAAGGAAGAAGAGGAAGAAAUAGAGAAGACUCAAGAGUCCACCACAAAGGACACCUCAUCUCCUACUAAAGACUCAUCCAAGGUACCAGAAGCCUCAAAGGAAGCAGAAGAUGAAGCUAAAGUUGAAGAGAGAAAGACUAAAGUUGAUGAAAAAUCAAAUGAUCCUAUUGCUGUUCUCACACAAGCUAUGAAGGAGACUAAAAAGUUGCCGCUUGAAGCAUUCCUUGCCUUUAGAGAUAAUGAGAUGUGCACUUGUCAGGACGAGGAGCCUAGUUUUGCUAACCCAAUAGUCCUCAACAGACCUUAUGAAGAGAGGCAAUCUGAUGCUUUUAGGAAAGGUAGAAAGGGUAAUUAUAAUAACAGCCACCAUAAAGGAGGAUAUGGUGGAAGAAACAACCAUAACAACUACAACCAAAACCACAAGAGAGGAGGAAGGAACCAUGGAAGACAUAAUGACAGACACGGCAAAGGUAACUUCAGAGGAAACCAACACGGAGGUGGUCUUGUGAGAAACCCCAUCUCUGAAGAGACUAAAGAAAUGAAAGAACAAGCCUCUAAGCUAAAAGAUCGUCUCAAGAAUAUUGAUAAAGGAAAUGUUGAACUCAGAGCUAAGGCUAUCCUCAACAAGAUUACUCCUGACAACAUCAAGUCCCAGAAAUCAGAGUUUUAUAAAGUUUUGAAGGAUUGCUCUACCAGUGAUGAAAGACAAAAGGUUGUCAAGAUAAUUUUUAGAAAAGCCACUUUCGAAGAGAAGUAUGUCUCCAUGUAUGCAUCCCUUAUCAAAUAUCUCGGAGAGACAGAAUAUGAUGAGAUCAACAACCCUGUUGGUGAAGAGAGCAAAGGAGGAAAAUCCGCAGCCAGGAAGGCCAAAGAUAGCCCUCUCAAGAAAGAAGUCGUUGAAGAAUGCAAAGCAUGCUUCUAUGAAUUCUUUGAAGAAAUGAAAAUUGAUGACGUCAAGGAAGAAGAUAGAGAGGAGUUCACCUAUAAGUACAAGAAGAGACUCUUUGGAAACCUUACAUUUAUUGCAGAACUGUACAAGAAGAAGCUUGUUGGUAUCAAUGUACCAAUUGUUGUCCUCAGGACACUCCUAGGUCAAACUGAUGAAGAAUUUGGACAAAAAGCUAAUGAAUUUACAGUUGAAGGUGCAUGCACAUUCUUGAAAAGAGUUGGGUCCAGGUUGGAUAAAGCUACUAAGUCUAAAUCUAAGAAGGGAGGUGAGGAAAGCCCCACUAAGAAGAAAUCUGAAAAGCAUCAAGAAACCUUCGAAAAUAUGCUUGUUGUUCUCAAAGGAUACGAGGAUAAUGAGUAUAGUAAAUCAAGAGUGGGAUAUUUGAUCAAAAAUACCUUAGAAAUGAGAGAAUCCAACUGGGAAAAUAAGGAUAUUAAGGAAGGCCCAAAAACCAAGAAACAAAUCAAGAAGGAUCACCAAGCUGCUAUGAGGGGAGAUGAUGACCUACAUAAGUCCCCUUCAAAGAUGAAUAAGAAGCAUAGUGUAAAGAAAGGAGGAUUUGGAGAGCUUGCAAUGCAGAAGACUGAGUCUAGUAUGUCUAUCAUGAGUGAAUCAGAUAACUACAACAUUCCAAAACCAGUCGAAAAAGAAUAUUCCCCAAGAGAGAUGGAGCAUAUGGAUCACGAAGCUAUCAAAGAUAGAUUCAUUGGUAACUUCGUCGAAUGGAUCCAGACCUCUGAGUAUAACCUAGAGAUGUUCAACAAGCCAGAAAAUAAAACUCCAAAGAGCAAGAUCUUAGAAUUCUUAUUAGACAAGCUCUAUGAUAAGGAAGAAAAGGAUGUCAAAAAGUUCCCUGAAUACUUCUUCCAUUUAUUUGAGAAGAAAAUGUAUGCUAAGAAAGACAUUGAGGUAGCUUUAACUGCAUUCUUCAAGACCAUCCCUGAUAUCGAAGCUGAUUUCCCACAUCUUGCUAAUCUGUACAGUGACUUGCUCUACUUCAUCUUUGUUGAAAAAGACAUCGCUGAUUUCAGAAAAGUCCACAUCAAGAUUGAAUCUGGAGCAGAAGGAGAAGAGCCAGACGUCUUUAUUGAGAUUUACUUCAAGAUCUUUGCAGCUCUUUUGACCAAGAUUCAGGCUAACCUUGGAGAUGAUAAGCUUGCCCAUUACUUCACUCAAUUCAAAGUUUCAGAGACAUGUAAGAUGCUGAAACCCUACAUUCUUGAAGAUGGAUUAUUUGACGAAAUGAUUGAGCAAGGUAUCCCAGAAAAAGUUGUUAGCUUAGUGAACGUUGCUACAGAGUAAUCCCAUUUUUGUAUUUAUUUAAUCGACCAAUUCAGAUUUCC